AUGGACAAGCACCUUGAGAUCUUGGCGAGAGAGCAUCUAGAAGCGAAGUUCCUCAAGAUCAACGCGGAGAAGAGCCCGUACCUGGCCGAGAAGCUACGUAUAUUCAUGCUUCCGACGUUGGCCCUGGUUCACAAAGGCAAAGUCACAGGAUACGUCGUUGGAUUUGACGAGCUUGGCGGAACUGAAGAUUUUCCCACAGAAAUUCUGGAGACUAGACUUGUGCUUGGGGGAGCUCUUGCCGAGGAGAAGCUGUCUGGCCAUCGUCAAUCCAAGCAGACAGCCGCUACCGUGAGAAGAGGCGGCGACGAUGGCAGCGAUGACGAUGAUUACUGA
Closterium sp. Naga37s-1 is the source of this 333-nucleotide messenger RNA. NCBI's taxonomy places the organism in Eukaryota, Viridiplantae, Streptophyta, Zygnematophyceae, Desmidiales, Closteriaceae. The record is from the annotation of a GenBank genome assembly.